AUGCCUCCCACGGUGUUGUUCAAGAACGGUCUGCGGUAUGUUGAGCCGUACAUGAGGCGCAUCACUGCCGUUACGAGACCACGGUGGGUCGGGAAGCCAUUUCUGGAGGUUCUGGCGACCGAUUUCCGCGGCAGAGACAUCAGCAAGUACAGCCAGCUGAUCGACUCUGGAGACAUGUAUAUUUGGCGAAACACCCCGGCAGGCGUGGAGACAGUCCGCGGCGCCCAGCUGAGAACCGAGAAGCUGCAACGUGGAGACAGAAUCAGCAACAGUUUCCACCAUCACGAGAAACCCGUGAUUGCGGCCCCGAUAGACGUCGUCUACGAGGACAGCGAGAUGCUGGUGGUGAACAAGCCGGCAGGGAUUCCUGUGCAUCCCACGUCGGGGUACUUCCAGAACACCGUGCUGGAGAUCCUGAAACGCGAACACGGGCAGAGCCAGCUGCAUCUGCUGCAUCGUCUGGACAAGAGCGUCUCUGGGGUGCUCAUUAUGGCUAAAAAUCUCCCGAAAUUCAGGCGGCUCCGGAAGGAAAUAGAGGACAAAAAAAGAGCUUCCAAAGAGUACAUAGCCCGCGUCCGAGGUAGGUUCCCGAGCUCCGUGGCGUGCCACGACGACGUGGUGGUCCUCGACCCUCUCAAGAGGUAUCGGCACGGCGGCGUGGGAGACGCCAAGAGGGCCUCCACGAAAUUUUCGCUGCUCGAGUACAAUUCUGAGCUGGACGAAAGCACGGUGAAAUGCGUGCUCCAGACGGGCCGAAAACACCAGAUCCGAAUACAUCUGCGAAACCUGGGACACCCGAUCGUGAACGAUCCACUCUAUGGCCCUUCCGGGAUCUUGAACCAACCAAUGACCUCGCGGCCGUCCAGGAAGGAAUUUUCUUUAAUUCAGGAAAAAGCAGAGCAGCUACUGAGCGCCAUAACGCUUCCCGGGAGGUGCGAGGUGUGCGGGUUUCCGAACCACGUCGACCCCACUCCGGAAGAGCUCGUGAUAUACCUGCAUGCCCGCAAAUACAUGGUGCAAGGGUCCUGGAGCUACUCUGUUCCGGACCCUGGCUGGGCCAAAUUUCUAUAG
Ogataea haglerorum is the source of this 1071-nucleotide messenger RNA. RefSeq lists its product as uncharacterized. NCBI's taxonomy places the organism in Eukaryota, Fungi, Ascomycota, Pichiomycetes, Pichiales, Pichiaceae. Gene Ontology annotation, molecular function: pseudouridine synthase activity; RNA binding. The coding region runs from base 1 to 1071 and encodes 356 amino acids. The record is from RefSeq and is a predicted model, not a curated record. The transcript has a single exon. Gene Ontology annotation, biological process: pseudouridine synthesis.